GGGAGGGUGAGGGAGAGAUGAGUGCAUGUAACGGAGAAGGAGGACAGAUCGCAGUCAGAAUCCAGUGGAACUCCCAACUGUCUGGAGGAGGAUGCGGCUCUCACUGGCGCACUGUCUCUAGAUACCGAGUCUCCCCGGGACCACGGUCCAGUCACUGUAGACCAGACCAGACCAGACCAGAACCCUCACUCUCUGAACCCGCUGUCGCCAUGCUCCCGGCCACCGGCUCGGUCGGGCACCCACUCCGCGUCACCGUGGCCGCGAUGCUGUGGAUGCUGUUGAGCAUCAACAUCAGCCUCAGCCUCAGCAGCAGCAGCAGCAGCAGUGUCUCAGCACCAGAAAAAGAAGUCCUGAACUUCACCCUGUCCCCACGGGUGACAACACACCCCCCCAAAGAAGGCAGAACCGGCAGGAAGAGCUCCAGUGCGGCGGCUGGAGAUUUGCUACACUCACUGCUCGGUCAAAAAGGACGACUUGUCUCCCAGAGAGGGGAGGUCUUCUCCUCCGCUCUGCCACAGAACCUGCUCCCUCUCCUGGACGGCAUCGGCUCCAUCCCAGGGAGUCGUUCCGUGGAGCGUGAAAGCGGGGGAUUACUACGAAGGGUGUCGGCUUCCGUCUCAGGCCUUGGCGGCGACCCCGAUGUUUCUGCUUCACCUGCGGACACACACUCCCUGCUUCCUCACACACAGACGCAGGCUACAAAGAAGGAGGCCGAAGUCACCACCACGACCACCAGGCUGAAUGUGGACACUGAGGGAGGGGCGCCCUCUUCAGCUCUGCCGAGGUGCGUGGUGAAUUUCUCCGACCCUGAAGGUUAUAUAGACUCACUGGACGACCCCCCUCUGCCCGAGGGCGCCUCCCUGUGCUGCACAUACACGGUGACUGUGUACACAGGCUAUGGAGUAGAACUGCAGGUAAAGAGUGUGAAUAUGUCAGAGGGGGAGCAGCUCUCCAUCAGGGGCGUGGACGAACAUGGUGCCCUGCUGGUGCUGGCAAACCACACGCUCCUGGUGGAAGGUCAGGUGAUCCGCAGUCCCACCAACGUCCUCUCCGUCCUCUACAGAUCAACAACAGAAGGAAACGUGGGAUUCUUUCAGCUGCACUAUCAAAUCUUUAGACUCAGUUGUUCUUUACCGAAGAGGCCUCAUUUUGGAGAGGUGUCCGUUCUGGACUUACUUCCAGGCGGCACGGCUCGCUUUCACUGCCACAUGGGGUAUCACCUGCAGGGAACACCACUGCUCACCUGUCUCAAUGCCUCCAUGCCCAAAUGGAACGGCAAGGAGCCCAUCUGCAGGGCUCUCUGUGGGGGGACGGUGAAGAACGCCACCAUUGGUAGAGUGUUGUCUCCGUCACCACAACACGGCCCAAACGCCACACAGGAGUCCACUUGUUCCUGGUCCCUGGAGGCACCAAAGGAUCAGAGGCUGCACCUCCAUCUGGAGAGACUGGCCCUGGAGCCCACUGACAGACUGGUGCUGUGGAGCGGCCUGGACUCUGGCUCUGUCGUGUUGUUCGACUCUGAUCACGGCGGACAGAUUCCAUUCGAAGGAGUGAUCAGUGAAGGUCCAGCGGUCAGGAUCCAGUUCAUAUCUGAGCAGCCCAGCUACAACACAGGAUUCAACAUCCGUUAUGAGGCUUUCGAGCGAGGCCACUGCUACGAGCCGUACAUCCAGAAUGGCAACUUCACCACCACUGACCCACUGUACGGGGUCGGAGCUGUGGUCCAGUAUACCUGUGAACCAGGACACAGUCUAGAACAGGGGCCGCCUAUUAUUGAGUGCAUCAGUGCGAGAGAUCCGUACUGGAAUGACACGGAACCCAUAUGUAAAGCCCAGUGUGGAGGAGAGCUGACUGGUCCAGGAGGAGUGAUUCUGUCUCCAAACUGGCCAGAGUGGUAUGGAGAGGGAGAGGACUGCAGCUGGAGGAUACAUGUCGGGGAAGACAAACGAGUGCUGCUGGAUGUACAGCUGCUCAACAUCAGCGACAGUGACAUGUUGACCAUCAAGGACGGAGAUGAUGAAACAACAAGCGUCUUAGGACGGUACGUCGGCGGCAGCAGCCCCUUCAAACUCUCCUCCACGACCCCUUGCCUCACGAUUACCUUCCACUCCGACCCAGCCGGACUCGUCUUUGGGAAGGGAGAGGGCUUCAUCAUCAACUAUAUGGAGGUGUCCAGGAACGACUCCUGUCCAGACCUGCCUGAGAUCCAGAACGGUUGGAAGACAACGUCGCACGUCACACUGAUGCGAGGGGCUCACAUCACCUACCAGUGUGACCCCGGUUAUGACCUGGUGGGACGGGAGACCCUCAUCUGUCUGUUAGACCUGUCCUGGAGCUCACAGCCGCCCUUCUGUGAGAAAAUCAUGUACUGCUCCGAUCCCGGCCAUGUGGAACACUCCACCAGGUCCUUGUCGGAUCCUAAACUCUUGGUGGGAACGACCAUUCAGUACAACUGCAAUCCUGGUUUCAUCCUGCAGGGCGGCGCCACCAUUACCUGCUAUGGUCGUGAGCCAGGAACACCUGUGUGGACGUCUAGACUUCCACAUUGUGUUUCUGAGGAAUCGGUGUCCUGUGAAAACCCUGGUCUUCCUGAAAACGGUUACCAGGUCUUGUCCAAAAGGCUCUACCUCCCUGGUGAGUCACUGGCGUUUGUCUGUUACCGCGGCUACAGGCUCAUUGGAGAGGUGGCGAUCAAAUGCAUCCUGGGAAACCCAUCAUCCUUCUGGAGCGGCCCACUUCCACUUUGCAGGGCCCCCCGUGUCUGCUUCGGCAACCAUGAUAUGGAAGUGGCCGAGGCGACGGCGGCGUCCACCCUGGAUGGGGGGAACCUGGCGCUCAUCGUCUUUGUCCUUGUCCUCCUGCUGUCUGUGCUCCUGGGAGCUGCCUACGUCUACGUGACACGGUGUAGAUAUCACUCCAACCUCAGGCUGCCUCUGAUCUACCCUCAUCCUUAUCGACAAAUCACUGUGGAGACAGAGUUUGACAAUCCGCUCUAUGAGACCGGAGGGCAGGACACUCGUGAAUAUGAAGUGUCGAUAUGAAGAGGCUCCACAAAGACAUUUCUGAGGUUAGACUGAUCACCCUGUUCUGACUCUUCAUCCUCUGUCCCUCCUCUGCCCAUGAGGACACAUUGUAAAUAAAAUACACGAUGUCCAACACCUUCUAGGCUGAGAACCAGCGAUAGGUUUGGAUUCUCUUUCCUUGAUUUCUAACAACACUGUGGGUAGACAAGUGGAAGUGAGUGACACUGACGGCAGAAGAUGAUUGGACCUGGAUAAGGAGCAAAGUCUUGAAGGUUGUCAACAGAAUGUGGCACUAACAUGAUAUAAAGAGGGGACAAAAGUGUAAAUUGAAAGGUGAGGAAUGUGAACUAAGGGGAUUGAAGCACUUUCAAACACUCAUUUGACAAAGUCUAGUUCUUUUUGUGUGUGUGUGGUUCUAUUAAAAUACUGUGUUGUUUCCCAGGUACUGCCAGUAAGUAGAAGGCAAAGUCUGCAGAGUUAAACACUUCCUGUAGACAUUAAGACUCAGAGGGUACGAAGGUUCAGUCCAAUUACUAUUAGUGACUAAAUCCGUGGUGGUCAUUACUGCGAGACCAGCCUGGUCCACUGACGUUACUUAAAAUGUCGCUUCCGUCAUGUAACCCGCAGUUCCCCAACCUUCUUUGUACCAAGGCCCAGCUGCUGCCAUGCACAGGUAAUGCUGCGCUGUUCGUUAAACGAUUGGUAAAAUUCAGUAAAUCAUGUUAGCAUCACAGUCAGAAAUAUGCAGAGAAAUUGCAGAAUAAUCUUUAAAUUUUGAAAGCAAAUGGAAAUGAUCAGAUUCUCUUUGAAUUAAGUUCAUUAUUAUUUAUUUCAAUCUGGCGCAGUACUGGUCCAUGGACCAGGGGUUGGGGCCCUGUAUUUGGGUUAGGCUUAAUCCAGACCUGAACUGAUGUGAAAUAUUGAGGUUUGUAAAAUUUGGUCAAAGAUUUCUGUUCCCUUGGGCUCUGCUUCUUCAGCUUUUGUUGUGAAAAUGCAGCGAUGUCAUCAUCAUCAAUCAUGUGAUGCUUAUCAGCCAAUCAAAUCCAUGCAGUCAGACACUCUCACACUUGAGACUUGACUGUCAAUGAGCCAGAAUUACGAUGCAGAAAAGAAUGG
Molecule: messenger RNA, 4139 nt
Organism: Cynoglossus semilaevis (tongue sole)
Lineage: Eukaryota; Metazoa; Chordata; Actinopteri; Pleuronectiformes; Cynoglossidae
Gene: sez6l
Product: seizure related 6 homolog (mouse)-like
Exons: 17
Coding region: 18-3041 (1007 amino acids)
Biological process (GO): regulation of protein kinase C signaling; synapse maturation
Cellular component (GO): neuronal cell body; endoplasmic reticulum
Source: RefSeq, a predicted model, not a curated record